Messenger RNA from Raphanus sativus (radish), 1429 nucleotides. RefSeq names its product ervatamin-B. Bases 191 to 1228 code for a protein of 345 amino acids. Gene Ontology annotation, molecular function: cysteine-type endopeptidase activity. Gene Ontology annotation, cellular component: lysosome. The transcript is spliced from 2 exons. The record is from RefSeq and is a predicted model, not a curated record. NCBI's taxonomy places the organism in Eukaryota, Viridiplantae, Streptophyta, Magnoliopsida, Brassicales, Brassicaceae.
GCAUCAUCCUCAAAUGGGUUCAAGCCAACUUGCAUUCACAUAUAACUGAAUCUCAUUGUGUAAUCCUAAAUCUAUAAAUACUCUUCCUUCUAUCCUCACUUCUUCACCACACUACAACACCGAUAAUCAUAAGCAACAACAAAAAAAAGUAUAACUCUUGCUUCUAUUUUCUCUAUACGCAGAAAGCAAAAUGAAAUCUAUCAUGGUCUUGGGCACGAUUUUGACCAUUCUUUUCACGAGUUUCAGAAUUUCUCAAGCUACGUCUCGUACCAUAACCUUCCACAAGCCGUCGAUGGUUGAUAAACAUGGGCAAUGGAUGGCUAGAUUCUCUCGCGUUUACCGUGACGAGCUCGAGAAACAGAUGCGACACGAUUUGUUCAAAAAGAACUUGAAGUUUAUUGAAGACUUCAACAAAAAAGAGAACAAAGGCUACAAGCUUGGUCUCAAUGAAUUCGCAGACUGGACCAACGAGGAGUUCCUAGCAACGCACACCGGGCUAAAGAAUAUAACUCGAACUUCCCCAUCCAUGGUGGAAGAAAAAACGAUGUCGUCUAUGUCUUGGAACGUCAGUGACGUGGUGGGCGAGAGCAAAGACUGGAGAAGUGAAGGAGCUGUCACUCCUGUCAAGUACCAAGGCCAAUGCGGAUGUUGCUGGGCGUUUUCUGCUGUAGCAGCAGUGGAAGGUGUGACUAAGAUCGCCAGCGGGAAACUCGUAUCUUUGUCCGAACAACAGCUUCUAGACUGCGACAGAGAGUACGACAAAGGCUGCAACGGUGGUGUAAUGUCGGAUGCUUUCAACUAUAUAAUCCAAAACCAAGGCAUCGCUUCGGAGGAGUCCUACUCUUACCAAGGAUCAGAUGGGAGUUGCCGGUCCAAUGCAAGACCCGCUGCACGGAUCAGCGGUUUCCAAUCAGUCCCCAGCAACAACGAGCGGGCCUUGCUCGAGGCCGUAUCGAGGCAACCUGUCUCUAUCUCGAUGGAUGCUAGUGGGGAUGGGUUCAUGCAUUACUCAGGGGGAGUAUACGACGGGCCUUGUGGAACAAGCGCGAAUCAUGCGGUUACGUUUGUUGGGUAUGGGACGACCCAGGACGGGACGAAAUAUUGGCUGGCUAAGAACUCUUGGGGUGAAACUUGGGGAGAAAAUGGUUACAUUAGGAUACGUAGAGACGUGGCUUGGCCUCAGGGCAUGUGUGGUGUAGCCCAGUAUGCUUUUUAUCCGGUUGCGUAAGCGUCUUUCGUUAUACAGUUUAUACAUAGCCUACAAUUCAAAUGGAAAGUACGUAUAUCAAAGUGAUAUACUAAAAUAGUGUCUUGUUAUUACUUGAUUAAAUAUUGUUGAGAUGUGGUUUACAUUCACAUCGCAUAUUUUGAGCCAUAUAUUUGUAAUGUAUUCUGUAUCGUUCUGUACGUCUUGCAUGGCGUUGAUGUA